AUGAGAGGGAUUGUGGUUACUGGUGUGGUGACUGGUGCGGUUAACAGCAUGGCUGGGAGAGUAGGGCAACAGGUGAGCACCCGCCCCUCUCCUCUCCGUCUCCCGCCAGUCAGUGUGCUACCAUUGCCCACCUCCCGCCCCAGCCUCCCCUCAGCUUUGGCAGGAUCUUCUAUCCGGCAGGGCAUGAAAGCACUCUUCUCUCCUCCACGCAUUCUUCCUCCUUGUCUAUCCGGCACCAAGCACUUAGAGGGUCUUUCCUCUUCCCUCUCUAUGCCUCCUCCUCCCCUCCACGUCACCAUCCCUCAGCUGUGGCACGACAUGCUAUCUGGCAGGGCAGAGCGUCUCUUGUCUCUCCUCAACGCUUUCUUCCUCCUCGUUUAUCCGGACAUCAAGCACUGGCACUUCCUCUCCUCUCUCUGUGCCUCCUUCCCCUCUGCCCCUCCUCCCUUCAGCUGUGGCACGCAUGCUAUCUGGCAAGGCAGAGCACCACCACCCAUUUCUCCUUUCGUGUUCUUCCUCCUCGUCUUCCCGGACAUCAAGCAUUGGCGAUUCCUCUUCUCUCUCUAUGCAGAGUCGAUCGAGAAGGAGUGCUACGUCCCUCCAUGUGCUCUGCCUGCGGCAGCGCCACGGUCGAAUCAACCUGCACCACUCGCUUCUGACCAUGCCCCAGCCACCUCUCUUCACGUGCUCUGCCUGCGGCAGCGCCACGGUCGCAUCAGCCUGCACCACUCGCCGCUGCUGCACGUCCAGAUACCACCCCCCCCAGCUGAUUGGCUGGACCCUCUCACAGCACCUGCCACGUGUCCAUCUGCCACUGGCUGGGAGCUGAACGCCAAGGGGCGAACCGGGGCACGGUGCGCUGACCUGGCGCCGCUGAUGGACCCUGCCAGGCUGGUAGACGAGGCGGCGUCGCUCAACCUGAAGCUAAUGAGGUGGCGCGUGCUGCCACAGCUGCAGCUGGAGGGGUUGAAUGCAACAAAAUGUAGACAAGGCAUCGUGGCUCAACCUGAAGCUGAUGAGGCGGUGGCGCGUGCUGCCACAGCAGCAGCUGGAGCGGCUGCAUGCAACCAAGUGCUUGCUGCUGGGGGCUGGUUGGCACUCUCUCGGGCCUCCGGUGGCUUGCUUGCUCAGGAUAAGAGAGCAGGAGAACGAAUGAAGCACCUGCUUUGA
Molecule: messenger RNA, 1170 nt
Organism: Closterium sp. NIES-65
Lineage: Eukaryota; Viridiplantae; Streptophyta; Zygnematophyceae; Desmidiales; Closteriaceae
Source: the annotation of a GenBank genome assembly